Molecule: messenger RNA, 5349 nt
Organism: Opisthocomus hoazin
Lineage: Eukaryota; Metazoa; Chordata; Aves; Opisthocomiformes; Opisthocomidae
Source: RefSeq, a predicted model, not a curated record
AUGGAUGACUGGAAACCACUUCUUGUUCUACUUUUUGUUUCCACCUUCUACUUUACAGAUGCACAGCAGACUGUGUGUUCCAGUGCGACUCUUGCAGAUAUGUUUCAUGUGGAUGAAUCCAGCAAAACUGCGUCAAAAAACUUCUAGCUGAUAAGGGCCUUUCUGUUAAAAAUUUUUAAUGCACUGGUUAUUGGUACAAGUAAUGUAAGAGUUGGGCUAGUGUUGUACAGUAAUAAGCCAAGGCUAGAGUUCACCCUGGACACAUUCAAGGAUAUAUCAGAAAUCCUGAAUUACUUGAAGAACUUACCAUAUCAAGGGGGGCAAACGUACACUGGAGCAGCCAUUGAGUUCCUGAGGAACAAAGUUUUUACUCAAGAAGCAGGCAGCAGGAAAAAACAAAGAGUGCAGCAAAUUGCUGUGGUCAUCACUGGCAAGUCCUUGGAUGAUUACAGUGAACCGACAUCUAAACUAAGACACAGUGUUACUGUCUAUGCCAUGGGCAUCCAGAAUAUUACAGAUAGCUACCUUGAUAAAAUUGCAAUUUAUUCCCCAAGGAAACAUGUCACCACCCUUAACCUUUUUCUGCAGGUGUCAAAUAUUGGAUGGAUAAAGAAACAGCUUUGUAAUGAGAUUGUGAGAAAAAUGUUUGUAGUCUCAUUACAGUUGUGACGUUUGAAAAAAGCUUCCCUGCUUAGAACCAGGCUUGGGGGUCAGGCUCAGGCAUUGGAGGUCAUGGUCAGGUGUCGAGGGUCAGAGGCAGAGGCCAGGGUUAGGGGUCCAAUAGCCCCCUUUGUAGUGCAUGGUGUUACAGACCUGCAGUUCAAAAAUGUGCAGCAGCAGCUAAUGGUAGCUAGUGACUUAAUGGCUGAGGUGGAUAAAGUUCAGUUUGGUGUUUUGGUCUGUAGCUCCAAGUGGGCGAUGCAUUUCUCUCUGAAUCCUAACUCCUCUGAGCCUCAGAGUCGAGAAGCAGUAUUCAGCUUGAAGCCUCUGCCAGGCCAGCCCUUUGCAGCAAGAGCUUUGAGCUUUGCCAGGCAGAGAUCUGGUGUGAACUAGGAUGGGCGUGCAUCUUUCCUUGCUGUCACCAGGAUCCUUCUUUGUACUGGUGAACCAGCUGUACCACUGGAUAGAGCCAGCCUUCCCAUGGUCGUAAAAGCUUUGAAGGGAGGUGGAGUCAACUUGACUGCUGUUGGAGUAAACAAAGCAAGCAGAAAAGAACUUGAAGAGAUUACUGUAGGUCAGGAAAGAUUACCCUUUGCACAGAGCUAUGAUGUGCUGCCAAUAAGAAUGUUAGGGAACUCUGCUUCUGCAGUGAAAAUGACAGGCAAGAUUUGCAGCAGUCAAGUGGCAGAUCUGGUAUACCUGAUGGACAGAUCAGAAAGCAUAUCAAAAAGUAACUCUUCUGUCAUGAAGACCUUCAUGAAGGAAGUUGUGGACAGCUUUAUUAUUUCUAGGUAGAAAGUACAUGCUGGAGUAAUCCAGUACAACCAAGAGCCCCAGAAAGAGUUUUCUUUUAAUGAGUUCUAUGCUCACACCAUGAUAAAGGAACAGAUCAACAGAAUCAAGCAAUUGCAGUCCUCUACAUUCACUGGCAAAGGGCUGAGGCUUCUUCAGAGCUUUUUUCAGCCUGCCAGCGGAGGCUGCAAGAGCCAAAGAGUAUCACAGAACAGAAUGGAGGAUGCAACAAUGGCUUUGAGAAGCAAUGGGAUCCAUGUCUUUGCAGUUGGCAUAGAGAUUAUAAAUUCCUUUGAGCUGUUUUUGAUAUCUGGUGAUGCAAGGAGAGUGUUCACAGUGGAAAACCUUGAUGCACUGAAAACCAUUGAGAGGAGUAUUGUCAGUCAGGUCUGUGAAUCUGAACAUCUCCCUGGUCAGGAUUGCAACAUAGAUCUUUCUAUAGCAAUUGAUAUUUCAAGACACACACGACCAGCAUCUACAGCACUUCUGACACAGAAAUUACAAGCAUUCCUCCCCAAGCUUUUACUCCAGAUGAAAUCGCUGCCAAAUACCAGCUGUCAUGCUGGUUCUCCGGUUAAUGUUAGUUUCAAGUUCCAAGUAUUGGCACAAACCAAACAAUUCAUCUUUGACUCUGACUUUGAAGACUAUAAUGCAGAGAUCAUCCAGAAUUUCUUAGAUGCACAGACGACUGUGGACACGUAUCUGAAUGCAGACUUCUUACAGGCACUUGAGGAGAAGUUCUUUAGUGUGACCUCUGCUGAAGUGAAGGUUCUGUUAGUAUUUUCAGAUGGGCUGGAUGAUUCGCUGGAAGAUCUCAGAAAAGCAACUGACUCCCUUCGCUUUAGAGGUCUUGAUGCGCUUCUGUUAGUUGGCCUGGACAAUACACAGAACAUGACUGAACUUCGGGAAACAGAGUUUGGCAGAGGGUUUGGUUACAACGAACCGCUGAGUGUUGGGUUUGCAGACAUUACACACAUCUUGCAGAGAAACCUUGAUACUAUUGCAGAAAGGAAAUGCUGUAAGGUGGUUUGUAAGUGCCUUGGAGAAAAUGGUGUUCAUGGUGGCCAGGGAGGUCCUGGAAGGAAGGGAAGUACGGGUUACAGAGGAUCUACUGGCCAUCCUGGUGAGGAAGGUGGAAUUGGGGAGAGAGGCCCUGUUGGUUUCAGUGGGACUCAAGGAGACAGGGGGUGUCCAGGUGUCAGAGGCCAGAAGGGGGCCAGGGGAUAUAGAGGAAGUCAGGGUGAACAUGGUGAGAGAGGAUUUGAUGGCACUGAUGGAGAACAGGGAGAAUGUGGAUUUCCUGGACCUUCUGGAGAGAAAGGCAACACAGGAAGACGGGGCAGAAAAGGACCCAGAGGAGAACCAGGUGAACGAGGAGAAUCUGGUCUAAGAGGAGAUCAUGGAGAUCCUGGAACUAGCAAUAAUGUUCCUGGUCCUAAGGGUGAAAAGGGAAACCCAGCACAGCAGGGAGACCCAGGACCACGUGGCCUACAAGGAGAGCAGGGUGGUGCCGGCCCUGAUGGUGCAGCAGGUCGAAGAGGCCCUCCAGGUGUAAAGGGUGAGCAAGGAGAUCUGGGGGAAGCAGGUUACCCAGGAGUCUCUGGUCUUCCAGGCCCACAGGGCCCAAGAGGACUACAGGGGAUCAGAGGACCUCCAGGACCACAAGGCAUGCCAGGCCCUCUGGCUAGUCUGGGGGCCCCAGGUUCACCUGGCUCUGUUGGGAAGUUAGGUGCAAGAGGAGCAAAGGGUGAACCUGGUGACCCUGGAGAGAAGGGCCUAGUGGGACCAGCUGGACAGAGAGGCAUGCCUGGAAUGGAUGGCAGAGAUGUCUACGGUCCUGAAGGAAGCAAAGGAGCAAAGGGAGAAUCUGGAUUCAUAGGAUAUCCUGGUCCAGAGGGAGAAGAUGGAGACCCGGGCAUUCCAGGAGCUGAAGGACCCAAAGGAGUUAGGGGCAGAAGAGGUAAUGCUGGCACACCAGGUUCCCUGGGAGAUCCGGGAGACCAAGGGCCAUCAGGACCUAUGGGUGUCAAAGGACCAAUGGGCACCAUUUUAAUGGAACCUUGUGAACUUGUGAAUUUUACACGAAAAAACUGCCCUUGCUCAUCAGACACAUGUCCAGUUUAUCCAACUGAAGUGGUGUUUGCCUUCGAUAUGUCUGAAGAUGUUACGCCAGCUGCAUUUGAAAGAAUGAGGAACAUCGUUAUGUUGUUGCUGAAGAGCGUUAAGAUCAGUGAAAGCAAUUGCCCAACAGGCGCUCGUGUCUCCGUUGUUUCUUUCAAUACCAAUACGCGCUAUCUCAUCCGAUUCUCAGAGUUCCAAAAAAGCAACUUGCUGCUACAGGCAGUCCAGAGAAUACCACUAGAGAGAUCCACUGGAAAACGUAAUAUUGGGGCAGCCAUGAGAUUUGUUGCAAGAAAUGUCUUCAAACGUGUUCGUCAGGGCAUCCUCACAAGAAAAGUUGCCCUAUUUUUUGCCAAUGGUCCAUCGCAGGAUGAUGUUGCCAUCAGCACAGCUGUACUUGAGUUGAGUGCCUUGGAUAUCACUCCAGUGGUUAUUGCCUUCAGUCAAGUGCCAAAUGUCAGACGUGCCUUCUCAAUUGAUGAUACUAGAAGAUUUCAAUUAUUCGUUUGGGAAAGACAACAGGAUGAAAGUUUGGAGAGUAUCACACAUUGUACACUUUGCUUCGAUAAAUGCAAACCAAGUACCAACUGCGAGAUGCCCUUUUCACCCCCUGUUCUGAUGGAUAUGGAUAUCACUUACAUCAUGGACAGCUCUCACAGUGUCAGCAGUGAAGAGUUUCAGAGAGCCAAAGACUUUGUGAGCAACAUGUUAGAUCAGUUUGUUGUUUCCUCACAGCCAAACGAAUCGUACGGAGGCAUCAGAGUGGCACUCGUGCAGCAGGCUCCAAGGGGCUUCCUGCCUGACAGAAACCAGACCCCUGUGGCCUUGGAGUUUGAUCUCGUCACAUACAGCAAUAAAGAUUUGAUGAAGAAACAUAUCCAAGAGUCUGUUCACCAGCUGGAAGGACCGUCAGCCAUUGCUUCUGCCCUACAGUGGACAGUUGAAAAUGUGUUCUUUAAAGCCCCCAGACAAAGAAAACACAGGGUCAUAUUUGCAAUAGUUGGAAGCAAAACAAGCAUGUGGGACAGAGAGAAGCUGGGAGAGAUUUCACUGGGAGCCAAGUGCCAAGGGUUCACCUUGUUCACUCUUGCGCUUGGCAAUGAUGUGAGUGACAAUCAACUGAUGGAGCUGUCAAGCUCCCCCACAGACCAGCACUUACUGAUGAUGGGCAGGGUUUCAACAUCUGAGAUGGUGUACGCUCAGAGAUUUAUCCGGGCAUUUCUAAAUCUUCUACAACAAGAAAUGAACAGUUAUCCUUCAUCUGAACUUCAAGAAGAGUGUGAAAACUUAGAUCAGGGAGACACACAACAGCAAGUGUCUAUUAUUGAAAGAAUGCCUUUUCCUGGAACUGAGGAAUCUGGCUACGGUACUCUUUUAGAAGACAUUGAGAGAACUGAAAGUAGAGUCCUGGAGAUUAUUAGAGAGACCACCACAGAACCUAUUUACACAAUGCCAGAAAUGAGAUAUAAUUAUAAGGAGAAUGAGUAUUUGACAGAGGAAGAUGCUGAAGGAGAAAAGCCCCAAGAGUAUGGAGAAGCUCAGGAGGAGAACAAGGAAAACUUAGAGGCAACAGUAGAAACUAGAGCUGCCUACAGUGAUUAUGAUGCAUGUGACCUGGUUCAAGAUAGUGGAGAAUGUCAGAAUUAUAUUCUGAAGUGGUACUACGACAAAGAGCAGAAAAUGUGUGGUCCGUUCUGGUAUGGGGGCUGUGGAGGCAAUAAAAACAGAUUUGAAACACAAGAAGACUGUAGAUUCUUGUGUAUAGAGUCUUCCUAG